AUGAAGGCCGUCUACGCGUCGAAGUGGCUCACGCUGACGCUGUGCCAGUUCGUCAUGCUGUCGUCCGGGACGCUGUACCUGUUCCCCGUGUACUCCCCGCUGCUGAAGAAGAAUCUCGAUCUCACGCAGGAGGCCACCAACGCGGUCGGCUCCGCCGCGCACUUCGGCGCCUUCUUCUCCGUGUUCGGCGGGAUGUUCUUCGACGCGUACGGCUCGCGAGCGACGCUCGCGCUCGGUGGCGCGCUGAAGACGACCGGGUACCUCAUGAUGGCCGCGACGAUCGAGGGGUGGGCGCCGCGGUCGCGCGCGUUCGCGUCUUUCGCCGCGUGGACGUUCGGCACCGGAUGCUCCACCUCCCUGACCGCCGCGCUCGGGGCGAACUACGCGACGUUCGAGGACUCGAAAACGCACGGGCGCCUCGUCGGCCUCCUCGUCGCGUUCUUCGGUCUGAGCAGCGGCUGUUUGUCGCUCGUGUACGACGUCUUCUUCGCGUGCCCGGCGCGGUUCCUCGUGUUCGUCGCGUUUUUCAGCGGCGGCGUGGACGUCGCGGCGUCGCGGCUCGUAGGGCACCCCAAGUACCUCGCGCUGCCGUCCGCGACGUCAGGCAUAGGCGACGACGGCGCGCUCGGGGAUCGGGAUUGGGAUCGCGAUCGCGCGGGCGCGACGGCGGCGUACCCGCUCGGGCGCGGCUCCGGCGGCGGAUCGGGGUGGACGGCGCGGUUGGGAAAAUUUUUAGACGCGUUCGGCGGCGGCGGCGACGCCGACGCCAAGCUCGCCAACGGCCUGGCGCUCUGCGCCGUCACCGCAAUCUUCGUCGCGAUGUCCGCGUUCGCGCUUCAGGCCUCCGGCGAGAGCGCCGCCCUCGCGACCGCGUGCCUGUGCGUCCUCGCGGCGCUCGCGACGUGCCAGUGCGGCGUCCUGCUCGGCGGCUCCGGGAGGUUGAUCUACGCGCGACACGAGAUGGACAACGUGGACGCCACCGCGCGGGCGGCGAACGGCGCGGCGCGAGACGGCGUCGGCCCGGUCGCGCUGCUGUCGUCCAUCGACUUCUGGCUCCUGUUCUUCGCGCUCAUGCUCGGUCUCGGCUCGGGGGUGACGGUGAUUAAUAACCUGUCGCAGGUGGUCGCGUCGUUUCCGUCGCUGGCGGCGAACGCAGCGGCGACGACGCACUCGCUGCUUAAGGCGCCCCUCGCUUUCAAUCCCCGCCCUCGACGCCUUUCAACUCCAACUGACGCCUUUCAACUCCACCCCGACAUUCGCUCGUAUGGAACGACCCUGAAGCUCCUCGCGUGCGCCAACACGCUCGGACGGCUCGCGUCCGGGCAGCUCAGCGAUCGGCUCGCGAGCCGCGAGCACGGUCAAGGUCGCGUCGGUAGGGUCGCGUUCACCGCGGCGUGCAUCGCCGGGAUGGCGUUCGGGCAGUUCCUUCUGAGCGUCGUGACGGACGGCGCCGACGCGGCGGUCGGGUUGUUCGUCGGCGUGUUCGUCGUCGGGUGGUGCUUCGGCGCUCUGUUCUGGGCGAUGCCGACGCUGGUGAUGGAGCUCUUCGGCGCGAAGCACUUCGGCGCGAAUCGAGGGUUCAUGGGAUUGUCCCCCGCGAUCGGCGGGUACCUGCUGAGCACCGUGCUCGCGGGGCGCGCGUACGAGGCCAACGCGGGCGGCGGCGGCGGCGGCGGCGAGGGGUCGGACCACGCGUGCGUCUCGGGGGCGGCGUGUUACCACACCGCGUGGGUGACGAACGCGACGCUGAGCGUCGUCGCCGUCGGGUUGUGCGCGUGGUUGAACCGCAGGAGAGAGAGACGGCGCGGCGGGGGGGGCGGCGGCGGCGGCGGCGGCGGCGCGAGGGUGUCCAAGGUGUAG
This is a messenger RNA of Micromonas pusilla CCMP1545, 1860 nucleotides long. RefSeq lists its product as uncharacterized. The transcript is spliced from 2 exons. Gene Ontology annotation, cellular component: membrane. The record is from RefSeq and is a predicted model, not a curated record. The coding region runs from base 1 to 1860 and encodes 619 amino acids. Lineage: Eukaryota; Viridiplantae; Chlorophyta; Mamiellophyceae; Mamiellales; Mamiellaceae.